This is a messenger RNA of Siniperca chuatsi (mandarin fish), 3311 nucleotides long. It is a transcript of the gene nptx2b, whose product is annotated as neuronal pentraxin IIb. Lineage: Eukaryota; Metazoa; Chordata; Actinopteri; Centrarchiformes; Sinipercidae. Bases 631 to 1944 code for a protein of 437 amino acids. The record is from RefSeq and is a predicted model, not a curated record. The transcript has 5 exons.
UUUUUUCAACAUACAAACUGUGAUUGCUGUGAAAAUGUUGACUCAAAGUAAAAUUUUCGACCUCAACCAUAUGGCAACCUUUCUGACCAUAACUCAAUAUUGAAUUAACGACUUUUGCAGCAACUAGGAGGUAGGGAUAUAUUAAUUAGAGAACCAGAAAAGAUCAUCAGAAUAAACAGAAGUGAGAAUAAAUAUGCUUAAUUAACUUUCCAAAUGAAUAAAUAAACAAAUGUUUGACCCAGCUGGUCGGUGACAUCAACCUACUACAACCAAUCCAAGAGCUUCACCUUUUUUGGUAAUCCUCUUUCCUAAGAGGAGCUAUCCGAUCAGCACCACACUGUACCUUAUCUGCCAGGAAUAGUUCCGUCGACACAAGCCACAUUAACUGGGCUUACAGUGACCGAGUCACCCUUGAUCGGAUUUUCUGCUCAUUUUUUUCUUGAUUUUGCUGGUCAGACAUGGCGCUCCUUUGUAGAAGUAAUUAUAGCUGAUGUUUUUUGGGUAGACCUGUUUGCGAUACUUUUACGCUUUUACUAAACUUAAAAGUGACUUUCGUUAGAGAGUGUUAAGGGUUUAGUGUUUAGCUUUUCACUUUCCCCUUGAUUUUUCUUCACGGUAAACGCCGCCGGUAUGUUUUCACUCUUGUACGGAUUGUUAUGUUUUUGUGCGCUGGGCUGUGGUCAACUAGCGAGCGGCCAGCAAGACGAUGGAAAGCGAUAUAUCUGCCGGGCAAUACCCCUCAGCGGCGAUGCCAGUUGCCCUGUGACAUUGUUACCAGAGCUAAACGCCGGGAGCCAGGAAGAGGAGCUCAGAAAUACUGUCAUGCAGCUGCGAGAGACAAUUUUACAGCAGAAAGAAAAUAUUUCCAAACAGCUGGGCACUAUCAAUGAGCUAACCACCAAGCUGUCCCUCUGCGCUUCAGCCACCGACGAUAAGAAGUAUGACAAGGGUUCCUGGGGCAAAGAAAAGCAAAAUACAAUGGGGGAUGUUCCCAGAGAUCCAAAUGACACCAUUGACAGUCUUGGAAAAACCAUGCAGGGGCUUAAGGACCGGUUGGAGAACUUGGAGCAACAGCAGAUGCGGGCCAACGUGUCCGGCGCCUCGUUCCCCAGUGAGCUCCGCAACCUGCUGCAGCGUCGGCUCGGGGAGCUGGAGAAGCAGCUCCUUAAGAAAGUCAGCAACCUGGAGGAGGAAAAGAGCAUGCUUUCCAAUGCCACGGCAGCCUACAGGCUGAAGACAGAGAGCACGCUCAAUGCCCUGGUGGAGAGGAUCAGUGAGCUAGAGAAAGGAGGAGGGGAUUUCAAGUCCCCAGAGCAGUUCAAGCUGUCCCUCCCCCAGCGGACCAACUACCUGUACGGCCGCAUCACCAAGAGCCUGCCAGAAAUGUAUGCCUUCACACUCUGCAUGUGGAUCAAGUCCAGCGCCAGUCCUGGCAUAGGGACGCCCUUCUCUUAUGGUGUACCAGGGCAAGCGAAUGAGAUUGUGCUGAUUGAAUGGGGCAAUAACCCAAUAGAGCUGCUCAUCAAUGACAAGGUUGCCCAGUUGCCUUUGGAGGUACGUGAUGGAAGGUGGCACCACAUCUGCAUCUCCUGGACCACACGGGAUGGACAAUGGGAGGCUUACCAAGAUGGAGAGAAGCUGGGAACUGGCGACAACCUGGCAGCCUGGCACCCCAUCAAACCCGGGGGAGUCAUCAUCCUGGGGCAGGAGCAGGACGUGGUGGGCGGGCGCUUUGAUGCCGGACAGGCUUUCGUGGGCGAGCUGAGUCAGGUGAACAUUUGGGACCGCGUUCUGAAGCCGGUCGAGGUCCAGUCUAUGGCUAACUGCAGUUCUUAUAUCCCCGGGAAUGUGAUCUCCUGGCUAGCAAGCAAUGUUGAAGUGUUUGGGAGGGGAGCAUUCAAGCGGCCCUUGGAGAUGUGUCAGGAGCGACUGCCCAAUACUUAAAACUCGUCUGUCUGCCUCUCCUUAGACUAGCUGGUGUUUCCAUCCAUUCAGCAUUUUUUUCAUUGUCUACUCUUACUGUAAGGCAGUUUAUGGUCUUUAUGUUAUACAUUGAUGUGUAACAAUUUAGUUUUAUCUCCUUUGCACAAAAAGAUAUUUUGGAUUUGUGACCCAGGUGGGAUCUCUGAAAUUAAAUGUGUGCACUCACGUAACAGUUGUAACAUUUUGAUCUGUAGCAUUGAAUGUGGGAACAAAGUUCUAAUUGUUAUGUGGAGGCUGAAUACCAUCACUGACUGGUGGCUGUUUCAUUUCUAGUGGCAAUCAACAUUUCUGUCUUUACCAUGAUUAAGGUACUUCAGUCCGUCAACACACCCACCACCAUGGUAAAAGGUCCCCUCAGGUAUUGGUGCUAAGACAUAAUAUACAUCCUCAUCCCCACACAGUCUCCCACACACCCUUCCCUCCACACUCAAAAGCUUUGAAGUAAUGAAAAUCCACUCUAGUCCGGCACAGACACACGCAUGUACUGCUACUACUACAAAUACACUGAGGUUUAGAGUAGCUGACAGUUCGGCGUUGACAUGUGAGUUGGUGUUGCGUGUUGUGUGGGAGUGAGUAGCAGGAAAGAUUAAAGGUCUGGCUAAUGUUAUGUCUGUUCCUUAACUAGGGAAUGGCCUUAGAGCCAACAUCAAUCAAACCUCUGAUCCUGACAUGUUCAGUCAUUUUUAAAGGGAAUAUAAUAUAUGGAAAAUUACAAUUUGGCACUUUAUCUGUUAUGUGGUACUGUCUGGUAGUUGGAUCAUGUGUGCAAUGGACUUAUUUCUCUGGUAGAAAUACUGCUGUUGAUUUAGUUUUCCAGCUUAUGUAUGAGUUAGCGAAAACUUCACCUUGGUGGGAAGCUUUAUUCUUGGCAUGCAUAACUGAUACCAGUGAUACUAGUGAAUCUAUCACAGUGCUUUUUCCCUUGCCUUUUACAUUUGAACAAAACCUGUUUAAAUGGUGAAAAUCAUGUUGAAAAUAUAUUCAUAGCUUCAAUGUUGUGAAAUAUUUUUACUCGUGAUUUAUAAUAUUGUUGCAGUGGAUUGUCUAACCGAGCAUUCAAAAGAAGAUGAACUAUCAGAACUCUCAAGAAUGUAUUUUGAAUGUACUUGUAUAUUAAUCAUGUCUGUGUAGUGUCUCUGUCCAGAAAAAAAAUAGUUUUUUUAUGUAAUCUCUAUUUUUAGCACAUGUAUAAGGCAUCGUCCAUCUUGUCUUAUGGCCUUCUAAUGGAGACUUAAGUGCCAUUAAAUGUUUCCUAAGUGUUGAAAAUUAUUUACUUUGCCAAUAAAUGAAAAUGUGGAAAAUAAAGAAAAUGAUUGCUGCAAAAUUGA